CACUCCCGCGCAUGCUCCACCCUCUGGGUUCCUGCCCCUCUUUUGGUGCGGUCCUCUUUCCCCUCCCCCGCCAGCCUCCGAGAUCGCUUGGUCUGGCCGGCCGGGCGGGCGACGUUCCCUGUGCGUGCAGGCGCUUGACUUCACUUCCGGCUAACGCGCUCCGCUUUGCCCCCUGGCCCCGGAUGGUGACUGGCUGUGGUGCUGCACCUCCCGGGACUGUCACUGAGCGGCUUCCCAGUGUGAUUGUGCUGAGCGCAGGCCGGAAGAUGGCGGCUGCGGCUGCGGAGGCCUCGGGCUCGAGCUGCUCCUCCGCGGCGGCGGCGGCGGCAGCAGGGGCGGGGGCGGCCGGGGUCUCCGAGUGGCUGGUGCUGCGGGAUGGCUGCAUGCGCUGCGACGCCGAUGGGCUGCACAGCCUCUCCUACCACCCGGCGCUUAACGCCAUCCUGGCCGUCACCAACCGCGGGACCAUCAAAGUCAUCGACGGCACGUCGGGGGCCACCCUUCAGGCCUCCGCGCUCAGCGCUAAACCGGGUGGACAGGUGAAAUGUCAGUAUAUUUCUGCUGUGGAUAAAGUUAUAUUUGUGGAUGAUUACGCAGUAGGUUGUAGGAAGGACCUUAAUGGGAUCUUGUUGCUAGACACUGCUCUACAAACUCCAGUUUCAAAGCAGGAUGAUGUGGUCCAACUGGAGCUUCCCAUCACAGAGGCACAGCAGCUCUUAUCAGCUUGUAUAGAAAAGAUAGAUGUUUCUAGUACAGAGGGUUAUGAUUUGUUCAUCACACAGCUCAAAGAUGGUUUAAAAAACACAUCUCAUGAAACUGCAGCAAACCAUAAAGUUGCUAAGUGGGCCACAGUUACAUUUCAUCUUCCUCAUCAUGUAUUGAAGUCUAUUGCCAGUGCCAUUGUAAAUGAACUUAAGAAAAUAAAUCAAAAUGUUGCUGCCUUACCUGUGGCGUCCUCAGUGAUGGACAGAUUGUCUUACCUCUUACCCAGUGCACGUCCAGAACUUGGAGUCGGGCCAGGCCGUUCUGUAGACAGGGCAUUGAUGUAUAGUGAAGCUAACAGAAGGGAGACUUUCACUUCAUGGCCUCAUGUUGGCUACAGGUGGGCACAGCCGGACCCCAUGGCUCAAGCUGGAUUUUAUCACCAGCCUGCUUCAUCUGGAGAUGAUAGAGCCAUGUGUUUUACUUGUAGUGUAUGCCUCGUUUGUUGGGAACCUACGGAUGAACCUUGGUCUGAACAUGAGAGACACUCUCCCAACUGCCCCUUUGUGAAGGGCGAGCACACCCAGAAUGUGCCCUUGUCAGUCACACUGGCGACAAGUCCUGCGCAGCUCCCUUCUGCAGAUGGAGCUGACAGAAUAGCUUGCUUUGGCUCUGGGAGCUGUCCUCAGUUUCUAGCUGCUGCGACCAAACGUGGGAAGAUCUGCAUAUGGGAUGUCUCCAAACUCAUGAAGGUGCACUUGAAGUUUGAAAUUAAUGCCUAUGACCCAGCAAUUGUGCAACAGCUGAUCCUAUCAGGAGACCCAAGUUCAGGAGUUGAUUCAAGGAGACCCACUUUGGCAUGGCUAGAAGACUCUUCUAGUUGCUCAGACAUACCAAAACUGGAAGGAGACAGUGAUGAUUUGCUGGAGGAUUCAGACAGUGAAGAACAUUCCAGAUCGGAUUCUGUGACAGGGCAUACAUCUCAGAAGGAAGCCAUGGAAGUAAGCCUUGAUAUAACAGCUCUCAGCGUUCUCCAGCAGCCAGAAAAACUGCAGUGGGAGAUUGUGGCUAAUGUGCUUGAAGAUACUGUUAAGGAUCUUGAAGAACUUGGGGCGAACCCUUGCUUAACGAACUCUAAGAGUGAAAAGACAAAGGAAAAGCACCAGGAACAACACAACAUUCCCUUCCCAUGUUUAUUGGCUGGAGGUUUAUUAACAUAUAAAUCUCCUGCUACCUCACCCAUUAGUAGUAAUUCUCACAGGUCACUGGACGGUUUAAGCAGAACUCAGGGCGAAAGUAUAUCAGAACAAGGGUCAACUGACAAUGAAUCCUGCACAAAUUCAGAACUGAAUUCUCCUCUGGUCAGGAGGACGUUACCUGUUUUACUUCUUUAUAGUAUCAAAGAAUCUGAUGAGAAAGCAGGAAAAAUCUUUUCACAGAUGAACAAUAUUAUGAGUAAAAGUUUGCAUGAUGACGGUUUUACAGUUCCGCAGAUUAUUGAAAUGGAGCUGGAUAACCAGGAGCAGUUGUUGUUACAGGAUCCGCCUGUGACUUACAUUCAGCAGUUUGCAGAUGCAGCUGCCAGCCUCACCUCUCCUGAUUCUGAGAAGUGGAACUCUGUGUUCCCCAAGCCUGGGACUUUGGUGCAGUGCUUGAGGCUACCAAAGUUUGCAGAGGAGGAGACUCUUUGUAUAGACUCUAUAACUCCUUGUGCUGAUGGAAUUCAUUUGUUGGUAGGACUGAGGACAUGCUCUGUGGAAUCAUUGAGUGCAAUAAAUCAAGUCGAGGCCUUGAAUAAUUUAAAUAAAUUAAACUCUGCACUAUGUAAUAGACGUAAAGGUGAUCUGGAAUCCAAUCUUGCUGUAGUGAAUGGUGCAAAUAUCAGUGUGAUCCAACAUGAGUCACCAGCAGAUGUCCCGGCUCCUUUGAUCAUUCAGCCGGAACAGAGGAAUGUUAGUGGUGGAUAUUUAGUUCUUUACAAGAUGAAUUAUACCACUCGAAUAGUGACUUUAGAAGAGGAGCCAGUGAAAAUCCAACAUAUCAAAGAUCCCCAGGACACAAUUACCUCGCUCAUUUUACUUCCACCAGAUAUACUGGAUAAUCGAGAGGAUGACUGUGAAGAGCCUGCCGAGGAAAUGCAGUUGACCUCAAAGAAUGGGAUUGAAAGAGAAAAAAAGUCUGACAUUUCUACUCUUGGACACCUGGUAGUAACCACUCAGGGAGGAUACGUAAAAGUAUUAGACCUUUCAAACUUCGAAAUUUUGGCCAAAGUGGAGCCUCCCAAAAAGGAGGGCACUGAAGAACAGGACACAUUUGUCUCUGUCGUUUACUGCUCAGGCACAGACAGGCUGUGUGCGUGCACCAAAGGUGGUGAGCUCCAUUUUCUCCAAAUUGGAGGAACCUGUGAUGAUAUUGAUGAAGCUGAUAUUCUGGUAGAUGGAUCCCUUUCUAAAGGAAUAGAACCAUCUUUAGAAGGUUCCAGACCUUUAUCAAAUCCUUCAAGUCCUGGUAUUUCAGGAGUUGAUUUAUUGGUGGACCAACCUUUCACACUUGAAAUCUUGACGUCUCUAGUAGAACUAACUCGAUUUGAGACACUGACUCCACGAUUUUCAGCAACUGUUCCUCCAUGUUGGGUAGAAGUUCAGCAAGAACAGCAGCAAAGAAGGCAUCCGCAGCAUCUGCAUCAGCAGCACCACGGAGACGCUGCUCAACAUACCCGGACCUGGAAACUGCAGACCGACAGCAACAGCUGGGAUGAACAUGUCUUUGAACUGGUUCUACCUAAAGCCUGUAUGGUUGGACAUGUGGACUUCAAAUUCGUUCUGAACACGAAUAUCACCAGUGUCCCCCAGAUACAAGUGACACUGCUGAAGAACAAAGCUCCGGGCCUAGGGAAGGCCAAUGAAACAGCAGUAGAUAGGCAGAUCACCUUUCCUUUGUCUCCAGCUCUUAACAUUGACGUGGAACAAAAUGGGAACCCGUCCCUGGUUGAUUUGAAUGAAGAAAUGCACCACAUGGAUGUAGAGGAGUCACAGUGUCUUAGGUUAUGUCCAUUCUUAGAAGAUCAUAAAGAAGACAUUCUUUGUGGCCCAGUAUGGCUUGCUAGUGGUCUGGACCUAUCAGGUCAUGCUGGGAUGUUGACAUUGACAAGCCCCAAACUUGUUAAAGGUGUGACAGGAGGGAAGUACCGUUCGUUUUUAAUUCAUGUGAAAGCAGUGAGUGACCGAGGAGCAGAUGAGAUGUGCAGCAGUGGUCUGCGUCCUGUCGUGAGACUUCCAUCUCUUAAACAGCAGGGCCACAAGGGAUACUCACUUGCUUCUCUCUUGGCAAAAGUUGCAGCAGGCAAAGAAAAAUCAUCUAAUGUUAAAAAUGAAAAUGCAGGAGGCGCUCGUAAGUCUGAAAACCUGCGGGGUUGUGACUUACUUCAAGAGGUCUCUGUCACCAUUCGGAGAUUUAAGAAAACUUCAAUUUGUAAGGAAAGGGUUCAGCGUUGUGCCAUGUUACAGUUUUCAGAAUUUCAUGAGAAGCUUCUUAACACUCUUUGUAGAAAAUCAGAUGAUGGGCAGGUCACAGAACAUGCUCAGAGUCUCGUGUUGGAUGCUCUCUGCUGGUUAGCAGGAGUCCAUGCAAAUGGGCCUGGCAGCUCAAAGGAAGGAAAUGAUUGCCUGCUUUCAAAAACACGAAAAUGUCUUUCAGAUAUUGUCCGUGUUUGCUUCUUUGAGGCAGGACGAAGUAUAGCCCAUAAAUGUGCCCGAUUUCUAGCCUUGUGCAUUAGUAAUGGCAAAUGCGACCCCUGUCAGCCUGGAUUUGGAUCAGUUCUAUUGAAGGCUUUACUUGAUAAUAUGUGCUUUUUACCGGCAGCAGCAACUGGUGGUUCUGUCUACUGGUACUUCGUACUGCUGAACUACGUUAAGGAUGAAGACCUGGCUGGAUGCAGCACCGCUUGUGCCGCUUUACUCACGGCUGUGUCCAGACAGCUGCAGGACAGGCUGACGCCCCUGGAAGCUCUCCUUCAGACAAGAUAUGGAUUAUACAGCUCCCCAUUUGAUCCAGUCCUUUUUGACUUGGAGAUGAGUGGCUCUUCUUGUAAAAAUGUAUAUAAUAGCAGCAUUGGUGUCCAGUCAGACGAAAUUGAUUUAUCGGAUGUGCUUUCAGGGAAUGGAAAAGUCAGUAGCUGCACAGCUGCUGAGGGAAGUUUCACAUCUCUCACUGGACUCCUGGAGGUUGAACCCCUUCACUUUACUUGCGUGUCAACUAGUGAUGGAACCAGAAUAGAAAGGGAUGAUGCAAGUACGUUUACUGUGAGUUCCUUCGGGGUUACUCCUGCAGUAGGUGGACUAUCAUCUGGCACAGUUGGGGAAGCCUCCACAGCCCUGAGUUCAGCAGCCCAGGUAGCUUUGCAGUCUCUCUCUCAUGCAAUGGCUUCAGCCGAGCAACAGCUACAGGUGCUGCAAGAGAAACAGCAGCAGCUUUUGAAGCUUCAGCAACAGAAAGCAAAGCUGGAAGCCAAAUUGCACCAGACAACAGCAGCAGCAGCAGCCGCAGCUGCAUCAGCAGCAGCCGCCGCAGCAGGUCCUGUUCACAACUCUGUGCCUUCCAACCCAGUGGCUGCUCCUGGAUUUUUCAUCCAUCCAUCUGAUGUUAUUCCACCCACUCCAAAAACAACUCCGCUUUUUAUGACUCCGCCACUCACUCCGCCCAAUGAAGCUGUUUCUGUUGUGAUUAAUGCCGAACUUGCACAGCUCUUUCCAGGCUCAGUCAUUGAUCCUCCAGCAGUGAAUCUUGCUGCUCAUAACAAAAAUUCCAACAAGUCUAGAAUGAAUCCACUUGGUUCUGGCCUGGCCCUUGCAAUUUCUCAUGCCUCACAUUUUCUUCAGCCACCGCCUCACCAGUCCAUUAUUAUAGAGCGAAUGCAUUCAGGAGCCAGGAGAUUUGUGACCCUGGAUUUUGGAAGACCUAUACUAUUGACAGAUGUACUCAUUCCUACUUGUGGAGACUUGGCGUCCUUAUCAAUUGACAUAUGGACAUUAGGAGAAGAAGUGGAUGGAAGGCGUUUGGUAGUGGCAACUGAUAUCAGUACACAUUCACUAAUUCUUCAUGACUUAAUACCUCCACCUGUGUGCAGAUUCAUGAAGAUAACUGUCAUUGGACGCUAUGGAAGCACAAAUGCCAGAGCAAAGAUCCCCUUAGGAUUUUACUAUGGGCAUACCUAUAUCUUACCUUGGGAAAGUGAACUGAAGUUGAUGCAUGAUCCUCUAAGAGGUGAAGGAGAAUCUGCCAACCAACCAGAAAUUGACCAGCAUUUAGCAAUGAUGGUUGCUCUACAAGAAGAUAUACAGUGCAGAUAUAACUUAGCCUGUCAUCGUCUGGAAGCGCUUUUGCAGAGUAUUGAUCUUCCUCCUCUCAAUAGUGCGAACAAUGCACAGUACUUUUUGAGAAAACCAGACAAAGCAGUUGAGGAAGACAGUAGAGUUUUUUCUGCUUAUCAAGAUUGUAUUCAGCUACAGCUUCAACUAAAUCUGGCUCAUAAUGCAGUUCAGAGGCUCAAAGUAGCCAUAGGUGCAAGUCGGAAGCCGUUGAGUGAAACAUCAGGUCCAGAAGACCUGAUUCAGACGUCGUCCACAGAGCAGUUACGCACCAUUGUGAGAUACUUACUGGACACGCUGCUCAGCCUCCUGCAUGCUUCCAAUGGGCAUUCUGUUCCUGCAGUUUUGCAGAGUACCUUUCACGCUCAGGCCUGUGAAGAACUGUUUAAACACUUGUGCAUCAGUGGGACCCCAAAGAUACGAUUACAUACUGGCCUUCUCCUUGUUCAGCUGUGUGGUGGUGAGAGAUGGUGGGGCCAGUUUCUUUCUAACGUUCUUCAGGAACUGUAUAAUUCAGAGCAGCUUCUCAUCUUCCCACAAGAUAGGGUCUUUAUGUUACUUUCCUGCAUUGGUCAGCGAUCACUUAGUAACAGUGGAGUAUUGGAAAGCUUACUAAACCUCUUGGAUAAUUUAUUGUCGCCUCUUCAGCCAGAGUUAACCAUGCACAGAAGGACAGAAGGAGUCCUGGAUAUUCCCAUGAUUAGUUGGGUUGUUAUGCUGGUGUCCAGGUUACUGGAUUAUGUGGCUACUGUAGAAGAUGAAGCAACAGCUGCAAAGAAACCUUUGAAUGGUAAAGACAGGGAAAGGUUUCUGACAGGUAACCAGUGGAGUUUUAUUAACAAUAAUCUGCAUACUCAGAGCUUAAAUAGAUCCUCCAAGGGAGGCAGUAGCCUCGAUAGAUUAUAUUCUAGAAAAAUCAGAAAGCAGCUUGUACAUCAUAAGCAGCAACUUAACCUACUAAAGGCAAAACAGAAGGCUUUGGUGGAACAGAUGGAAAAAGAAAAAAUACAGAGUAACAAGGGCUCGUCAUAUAAACUGCUAGUAGAGCAAGCAAAACUGAAGCAGGCGACCUCCAAGCAUUUUAAGGAUUUGAUUCGCUUGCGCCGGACAGCAGAAUGGUCUCGUUCUACUUUAGACACUGAAGUUACCACAACAAAAGAGAGCCCUGAGAUAGAACCUCUUCCAUUUACUCUGGCCCAUGACCGUUGUAUCUCAGUAGUACAAAAGCUUGUCCUGUUUCUCCUCUCCAUGGAUUUCACAUGCCAUGCAGACCUCUUAUUGUUUGUCUGCAAGGUUCUUGCACGCAUUGCAAAUGCGACCAGGCCAACUAUUCAUCUGUGUGAGAUUGUGAAUGAGCCGCAGCUAGAAAGACUGUUGUUGCUUCUGGUUGGAACUGACUUCAAUAGAGGAGACAUCUCUUGGGGUGGUGCCUGGGCUCAGUAUUCUUUAACCUGUAUGCUGCAGGACAUUCUAGCAGGAGAACUGUUGGCUCCGGUGGCUGCAGAAGCGAUGGAAGAAGGCACCGUGAGCGAGGAUGUUGGCGCAACAGCUGGCGACUCUGACGACUCCCUGCAGCAGUCCUCUGCUCAGCUGCUGGAAACCAUAGAUGAACCAUUGACACAUGAGAUAGCAGGUACACCUCCUCUCUCUUCUUUGGAAAAAGAUAAGGAAAUUGACCUUGAGCUACUUCAAGAUCUCAUGGAAGUUGACAUUGAUCCUUUAGAUAUUGAUCUAGAAAAAGAUCCUCUUGCAGCCAAAGUUUUUAAGCCUAUAAGCAGUACAUGGUAUGACUAUUGGGGUGCUGAUUAUGGUACAUAUAAUUAUAAUCCUUACAUUGGAGGCUUGGGGAUGCCUGUAGCAAAACCACCAUCAAACACAGAGAAGACUGGAUCUCAGACUGUCAGUGUUUCAGUGUCUCAGGCUUUAGAUGCUCGUCUAGAAGUUGGCCUUGAACAGCAAGCAGAACUUAUGUUGAAAAUGAUGUCUACUCUGGAAGCAGAUUCCAUUUUACAAGCAUUAACAAAUACAUCUCCUACCUUUUCACAAUCUCCAACUGGAACAGAUGAUUCACUUCUUGGGAGUUUGCAACCAGCAAGCCAGAAUAGCCAGCUUAUCAUACAGUUGUCAUCUGUCCCAAUGUUAAAUGUUUGUUUCAAUAAACUUUUUUCCAUGCUUCAAGUUCAUCAUGUUCAGUUGGAAUCACUUCUUCAGUUGUGGCUCACAUUGAGCCUUAAUUCUAGUUCAUCGGGGAACAAAGAAAAUGGAGCAGAUAUUUUUUUAUAUAAUGCUAAUCGGAUACCUGUCAUCUCAUUAAAUCAAGCAUCAAUAACUAGCUUUCUCACAGUGCUGGCUUGGUAUCCAAAUACUUUGCUCCGGACGUGGUGCCUUGUGCUUCAUAGCUUAACACUCAUGACAAAUAUGCAGCUUAAUUCUGGUUCCAGCAGUUCUAUUGGAACUCAGGAGACAACGGCUCAUUUGUUGGUUUCAGAUCCAAACCUUAUUCAUGUGUUAGUGAAAUUUCUUUCUGGUACCAGUCCACAUGGGACAAAUCAGCACAGUCCACAGGUUGGCCCAACAGCUACGCAAGCUAUGCAAGAAUUUCUCACCCGACUACAAGUGCAUCUGUCUUCAACAUGUCCUCAGAUAUUCAGUGAACUUUUGCUCAAGUUAAUUCACAUACUGUCCACAGAGAGGGGGGCCUUCCAGACAGGACAAGGACCUCUUGAUGCCCAAGUGAAGCUGUUAGAGUUUGCUCUGGAGCAGAACUUUGAAGUUGUCUCAGUUAGUACUAUUUCUGCUGUGAUAGAGUCCGUCACCUUCUUGGUGCACCACUACAUUACUUGCUCAGACAAGGUCAUGUCUAGAAGUGGAUCAGACAGCUCUGUCGGUGCGCGAGCUUGCUUUGGGGGACUCUUUGCUAACCUCAUCCGUCCAGGUGAUGCAAAAGCUGUUUGUGGUGAAAUGACAAGAGAUCAACUCAUGUUUGAUUUGUUAAAACUUGUUAACAUUUUAGUACAGCUGCCUCUUUCAAGCAAUAGGGAAUAUAGUGCAAGAGUGUCUGUGACCACCAAUACAACAGAUAGUGUUUCAGAUGAAGAAAAAGUCUCAGGAGGCAAGGACGUCAAUGGAAGCAGUCCCAGCAUGCCAGGAUCUCCAGCAUACGUUGCUGACUUGGUCUUAGCCAACCAGCAAAUCAUGAGCCAAAUUUUGUCUGCUCUUGGCCUGUGUAACAGCAGUGCCAUGGCAAUGAUAAUCGGUGCAAGUGGCUUACAUCUCACCAAACAUGAAAACUUUCAUGGUGGGUUAGAUGCCAUAUCAGUUGGAGAUGGAUUAUUUACCAUAUUGACAACACUCAGUAAGAAAGCCUCUUCAGUCCACAUGAUGCUGCAGCCAAUCUUGACCUACAUGGCCUGUGGAUACAUGGGAAGACAAGGUUCUCUUGCUACUUGCCAGUUAUCUGAACCAUUGUUGUGGUUUAUUUUGAGAGUUUUGGAUACUAGUGAUGCAUUGAAAGCUUUCCAUGAUAUGGGUGGAGUUCAGCUUAUCUGCAACAAUAUGGUUACCAGUACAAGGGCUAUUGUGAACACUGCAAGAAGUAUGGUAUCAACUAUUAUGAAAUUUCUUGAUUCUGGUCCAAAUAAAGCUGUUGACAGCACUCUGAAAACAAGGAUCCUGGCCUCUGAGCCUGACAAUGCAGAGGGAAUCCAUAACUUUGCACCCCUUGGUACAAUCACUUCUAGUAGUCCUACUGCCCAACCAGCCGAGGUGCUCUUGCAAGCCACACCGCCCCAUCGAAGAGCUCGUUCUGCUGCCUGGUCCUACAUUUUCCUGCCAGAGGAAGCUUGGUGUGACCUUACUAUCCACCUUCCUUCAGCAGUGCUGCUGAAGGAGAUACAUAUUCAACCUCACCUUGCAUCUCUUGCAACCUGUCCAUCGUCAGUAUCUGUUGAAGUAAGUGCAGAUGGUGUUAAUAUGCUCCCUUUGUCUACUCCUGUUGUCACAAGUGGUCUCACCUACAUAAAAAUUCAGCUUGUCAAAGCUGAGGUAGCUUCCGCUGUCUGCCUCAGACUACACCGUCCUCGGGAUGCCAGCACACUUGGCCUCUCACAGAUUAAAUUAUUAGGCCUUACUGCUUUUGGUACCACCUCAUCAGCCACAGUUAAUAAUCCCUUUCUUCCAUCUGAAGAUCAAGUUUCCAAAACAAGUAUUGGAUGGUUACGGUUAUUACAUCAUUGCCUUACACAUAUAAGUGAUCUAGAAGGGAUGAUGGCCAGUGCAGCUGCCCCUACUGCCAAUCUGCUGCAGACUUGUGCUGCCUUACUGAUGUCACCAUACUGUGGGAUGCAUUCCCCCAACAUUGAGGUUGUGCUUGUAAAGAUUGGAUUGCAGUCCACUAGAAUUGGCCUGAAGCUUAUUGACAUUCUCCUGAGAAAUUGUGCAGCAUCAGGCAGUGAUCCUACAGAUUUAAAUAGCCCUUUACUUUUUGGAAGACUGAAUGGACUGUCCUCUGAUUCUACAAUAGAUAUUCUUUACCAGCUUGGCACAACUCAGGAUUCUGGAACUAAAGACAGAAUUCAGGCCUUGCUAAAGUGGGUCAGUGACUCUGCAAAAAUGGCUGCUUUGAAGAGAAGUGGCAGAAUGAACUAUAUGUGCCCGAGCUCAUCAGCUGUCGAGUAUGGUCUUCUCAUGCCGUCCCCCUCUCAUUUGCACUGUGUAGCAGCGAUUCUUUGGCAUAGUUAUGAACUGCUUGUCGAGUAUGAUUUGCCAGCACUGCUAGACCGAGAGCUCUUUGAGUUACUUUUUAAUUGGUCCAUGUCACUUCCCUGCAAUGUGGUUUUGAAGAAAGCUGUUGAUAGUCUACUUUGCUCCAUGUGCCAUAUACAUCCAAAUUAUUUUUCCUUGCUUAUGGGCUGGAUGGGAAUUAUCCCUCCUCCAGUGCAGUGUCAUCAUAGACUAUCCAUGACGGAUGAUAGCAAGAAACAAGAUCUUAGUUCAUCAUUGACAGAUGACUCCAAAAAUGCACAAGCGCCUCUCUCUCUAACUGAAUCCCAUUUGGCAACUCUGGCUUCCUCUUCUCAGUCCCCAGAAGCUAUUAAACAGUUGCUGGACUCGGGGUUGCCUUCCCUUCUUGUGAGGAGUCUUGCUAGUUUUUGUUUUAGUCACAUUUCCUAUUCAGAAAGCAUUGCUCAGUCAAUAGAUAAUUCCCAGGACAAACUCAGGCGGCAUCAUGUUCAACAGCACUGUAAUAAGAUGCCCAUCACAGCAGACCUAGUUGCUCCCAUUCUUAGGUUUUUGACUGAAGUUGGCAAUAGUCAUAUCAUGAAAGAUUGGCUUGGUGGUUCUGAAGUCAACCCACUGUGGACAGCACUUCUGUUUUUAUUGUGUCACUCUGGGUCCACCGCUGGAGGACAUAAUUUAGGGACACAACAGAGCAGCACAAGCUCAGCUGCUCAUCCUUCAGCUGCUACAACAGUCCUGACUACCCAGCAACGGACAGCCAUUGAGAACGCAACUGUUGCCUUCUUCCUGCAGUGUAUUUCAUGUCACCCUAAUAACCAAAAGUUGAUGGCACAGGUUCUCUGUGAACUAUUUCAGACAGCUCCUCAGAGGGGUAACCUUCCAACAUCUGGGAACAUUUCAGGGUUUGUACGAAGACUGUUUCUACAGUUGAUGCUGGAGGAUGAGAAGGUGACAAUGUUUCUUCAGUCACCUUGCCCACUGUAUAAAGGGAGAAUAAACGCAACCAGCCACGUCAUCCAGCACCCAAUGUUCGGAGCGGGCCAUAAGUUUCGCACUCUGCAUUUGCCAGUCUCUACAACACUGUCAGAUGUUCUGGAUAGAGUCUCAGAUACACCAAGUAUCACAGCUAAACUUAUUAGUGAACAAAAAGAUGAUAAAGAAAAGAAGAACCAUGAAGAGAAAGAAAAAGUUAAGGCGGAAAAUGGAUUUCAGGAUAACUACAGCGUUGUUGUUGCUUCUGGGCUGAAAUCACAGUCUAAACGUGCUGUGUCAUCUACACCACCUCGCCCACCAUCCAGGAGGGGAAGAGCGAUUCCUGAUAAAAUAGGAAGUACAUCGUCAAGCACAGACACCACCAACAAAACAAUUACUGUCCCCGUGUUUCAUCUGUUUCACAGACUAUUGGCAGGUCAGCCGUUACCAGCAGAAAUGACACUUGCCCAGCUUCUAACUCUCCUCUAUGACAGGAAACUCCCUCAAGGCUACCGCUCAAUAGACCUUACUGUUAAAUUGGGAUCAAAAGUCAUUACAGAUCCAAGUUUGUCAAAAACAGAUUCUUUCAAAAGACUGCACCCUGAAAAAGUGCCAGGAGGCAGGACCAGCUACAGCAGUCACCUGCCAGCCCGUCUACUCCAAUUGUUGAGCUCCAGUCCUCAUGAAAAUCAUGGAGACUUAAUUGGUAGCUGUCCAGAGGAUGAGGCUCUUACCCCGAGUGAUGAGUGCAUGGAUGGAGCAUUGGAUGAAUCUUUGCUGGAAACCUGUCCCAUUCAGUCGCCAUUACAAGUUUUUGCAGGAAUGGGUGGACUGGCUCUUAUUGCGGAGAGACUGCCCAUGCUCUAUCCAGAAGUGAUUCAGCAGGUGAGUGCUCCAGUGGUAGCUUCCACCACUCAAGAAAAGCCAAAGGAUAGUGAUCAGUUUGAAUGGGUGACCAUAGAACAGUCAGGUGAACUGGUUUAUGAAGCUCCAGAAACUAUUGCAGCUGAGCCUCCACCUGUUAAGUCAGCGGUGCAAGCCACUUCUCCCAUCCCCGCCCAUUCUUUGGCUGCUUUUGGAUUAUUUCUUCGUCUUCCGGGUUAUGCUGAAGUGCUCCUGAAAGAGAGAAAGCAUGCCCAGUGCCUUCUUCGAUUGGUAUUAGGAGUUACAGAUGAUGGAGAAGGCAGUCACAUUCUACAAUCUCCAUCGGCCAGUGUGCUGCCAACCCUUCCCUUCCAUGUUCUUCGCAGCUUGUUUAGUGCCACUCCACUGACAACUGAUGAUGGUGUGCUUCUGCGGCGCAUGGCAUUGGAGAUCGGAGCCUUGCACCUAAUUCUUGUCUGUCUCUCAGCUCUGAGCCAUCAUGCACCGCGGGUUCCAAACUCUAGCCUUAACCAAACUGAGCCACAGGUGUCAAAUUCUCAUAACCCUACAUCAACGGAAGAACAGCAGCUGUAUUGGGCUAAAGGGACUGGCUUUGGCACAGGUUCCACAGCGUCAGGAUGGGACGUGGAACAAGCCUUAACUAAACAGAGGCUAGAAGAGGAGCAUGUGACCUGUCUUUUGCAGGUUCUUGCGAGUUACAUAAAUCCCAUGAGUGGUGCUGUAAAUGGGGAAGCGCAGGCGUGUCCCGAGAGCCGAGCACAGAACAGCAGUGCUCUGCCCUCUGUGCUUCUGGAGCUGCUCAGUCAGUCCUGCCUCAUCCCAGCCAUGUCCUCCUACCUACGCAAUGACUCCGUUCUGGACAUGGCGAGACACGUGCCACUCUAUCGGGCUCUGCUAGAGUUGCUCCGCGCCAUUGCUUCUUGUACAUCUAUGGUGCCGCUGCUGUUGCCUCUUUCAACAGAGAAUGGUGAAGAAGAGGAAGAAGAACAGGCGGAAUGCCAGACUUCUGUUGGUACAUUAUUAGCCAAAAUGAAGACCUGCGUCGAUACCUACACCAACCGUCUAAGAUCUAAAAGGGAAAAUGUUAAAGCAGGAGUCAAGCCAGAUGCACCUGAUCAAGAGCCAGAAGGACUCACGCUUCUGGUCCCCGACAUCCAGAGGACCGCUGAGAUCGUCCACGCAGCCACCACCAAUCUGCGACAAGCAAAGCAAGAAAAAAAACUAGGUGAAUACUCAAAGAAGGUGGCUAUGAAACCCAAACCUCUGUCAGUAUUAAAAUCACUUGAAGAAAAAUAUGUGGCUGUCAUGAAAAAACUGCAGUUUGAUACAUUUGAAAUGGUUUCUGAAGAUGACGAUGGGAAAUUGGGUUUUAAAGUAAAUUACCACUACAUGUCUCAGGUGAAAAAUGCCAAUGAUGCCAACAGUGCUGCCAGAGCCCGCCGCCUGGCUCAGGAAGCAGUGACACUUUCCACCUCACUGCCGCUGUCAUCGUCUUCCAGUGUCUUUGUACGCUGUGAUGAGGAGCGACUUGACAUCAUGAAGGUUCUGAUAACUGGGCCAGCGGACACCCCUUAUGCAAAUGGCUGCUUUGAGUUUGAUGUAUAUUUUCCUCAAGAUUAUCCUAGCUCACCUCCUCUUGUGAACCUAGAAACAACUGGGGGUCAUAGCGUGCGCUUCAAUCCCAACCUUUACAAUGAUGGCAAGGUUUGUUUAAGCAUCCUGAAUACAUGGCAUGGAAGACCAGAAGAGAAGUGGAAUCCUCAGACAUCAAGCUUUUUGCAAGUGUUGGUCUCUGUCCAGUCCCUUAUCUUAGUAGCUGAGCCUUACUUCAAUGAACCAGGAUAUGAACGGUCUAGGGGCACUCCCAGUGGCACACAGAGCUCUCGAGAAUACGAUGGAAACAUCCGACAAGCAACCGUUAAAUGGGCAAUGCUAGAACAAAUAAGGAAUCCUUCACCGUGCUUUAAAGAAGUCAUACACAAACAUUUUUACUUGAAAAGGAUCGAGAUCAUGGCCCAGUGUGAGGAGUGGAUUGCAGACAUCCAGCAGUAUAGCAGUGAUAAGCGAGUGGGCAGGACUAUGUCUCACCAUGCUGCCGCUCUCAAGCGCCACACUGCUCAGCUCCGAGAAGAGCUACUGAAACUUCCCUGCCCUGAAGGCUUAGAUCCAGACAUUGAGGAUGCCUCCCCGGUGUGCAGGGCCACAGCAGGUGCUGAAGAGACUCUAACACACGACCAUGUCAAACCCAGCAGCAGCAAAGACCUCCCCAGUGACUUCCAAUUAUGAGCUGCAUUGAUAUGGAUUUCGUAGACACAAAGGCUUCGAAGCACAAGCCAAAUAUGUCAAUAUUUGUAUGUAAGAAACUAAUUAUGUAAUAGGUAAUGAAACUGAAACUAUACUAUGCCCUUAAGGAGAUCCAGUUUAAUUCAAGGUGAUCUUUGAUUUACCUGUACAAGAGUGUAAACUUUUUUGUGCUUUUAUUUUUCAAUUGUGAGAACCACUGAUUGGUAUGUUCAACAAAUUUGUGUAUACAAAGAAAUGGAUAAAUCACUGAUCUAUAAGGGAAACUACCUUAGGAAAGAAUGUUUACUGAAUGUUUAUCUUUUUUUUUUUUUUUUUUUUUUUUUACUGUAGAGUGAGAGGUUGUUAACAAAGAAUAUAUAUUGGUCAUUCUUACAACUACUAUUUAAAGUCAGCAACUUUUCACUGAAUUUGAUAGAUUUUAUGUUUGGCCAUAUCUUCAUGCUCAUAUUUGAUUUCUGAAGACUUCCUACGUACACUUUAAUAAAAGUUAAACAGACAUAGCCCCUCUUUUUUGAUUUACUGGUACAUUUUUAAGUAAUAAAUCUGCCAUAAAAUGCACUAUAGCUGGAGACUUGCACUUGUAUGGAUGAAUUUAUUACAUUCAACAUAUUUAAUUUUAUGCCUUCUAAGAUGCAGAAAAAGAAAUAAAUGAACAUGAUUUUAUUCUAUGCCAAACAUUUGGGCCUCUGAAUGUAUCCAUUAUUUGAAUUUAAUAUAUGAAAAGGUAUGGUCAAUUGGAAAAGUCACUUUAAACUAUUUUCCUCAAGGGCUCGUCUUAUUCCUGGACUGUGCAGUUUUGUUCCUGAAGUCACAUGUAUGUAUCAUACAGAGGCUCUGUAGAGGAGAGAGGCUGGGCCUCUCUGGUGCUGUUACAGUUCGUGCUGUACCUGCCGUACAGGCUCAUUUUCAUGCAAAUUCUUCCUGGAGCCAAUAAAUAAAACUUAGGUGAAUUAGUA
Apodemus sylvaticus (European woodmouse) is the source of this 15925-nucleotide messenger RNA. It is a transcript of the gene Birc6, whose product is annotated as baculoviral IAP repeat containing 6. The record is from RefSeq and is a predicted model, not a curated record. Gene Ontology annotation, molecular function: ubiquitin conjugating enzyme activity; cysteine-type endopeptidase inhibitor activity. The coding region runs from base 12 to 14951 and encodes 4979 amino acids. Gene Ontology annotation, cellular component: nucleus. The transcript is spliced from 74 exons. Gene Ontology annotation, biological process: apoptotic process; regulation of cytokinesis; negative regulation of apoptotic process. Lineage: Eukaryota; Metazoa; Chordata; Mammalia; Rodentia; Muridae.